Messenger RNA from Myotis myotis, 868 nucleotides. It is a transcript of the gene PIGP, whose product is annotated as phosphatidylinositol glycan anchor biosynthesis class P. Gene Ontology annotation, molecular function: phosphatidylinositol N-acetylglucosaminyltransferase activity. Gene Ontology annotation, biological process: GPI anchor biosynthetic process. The transcript has 5 exons. Bases 256 to 660 code for a protein of 134 amino acids. NCBI's taxonomy places the organism in Eukaryota, Metazoa, Chordata, Mammalia, Chiroptera, Vespertilionidae. The record is from RefSeq and is a predicted model, not a curated record.
GCGAGCGAUCCCGCGGGACCCCGCGCUCGCGAGCUCCGGCCGGACCAGGUUCGCGGUGCGCCUGCGCCCGGACGGGAGGCGCCCUCGCCCCUCGGCUCCUCGCUCGGCUUCUCCUCUCUCGCCGCUGCGGCUGCCGGGCCGGCGCUUGCGCAGAGGACUUCUUGCUGAGUGGCCGCGCUGUUGAGAGGGGCCUGAGUGGGCGCCGGAAGGAGCCCAGGUCGAGGACCACCUUGACCUCAUUGUCUCCAAGGGAAAAUGGUGGAAAAUUCACCGUCGCCGUUGCCAGAAAGAGCGAUUUAUGGCUUUGUUCUUUUCUUAAGCUCCCAAUUUGGCUUCAUCCUGUACCUCGUGUGGGCUUUUGUUCCCGAGUCUUGGCUGAACGCCUUAAGCUUGACCUAUUGGCCUCAAAAGUACUGGGCAGUUGCAUUGCCUGUCUACCUCCUCAUUACUAUAGUAAUCGGGUAUGUACUCCUAUUUGGAGUAAACAUGAUGAGCACCUCGCCACUCAACUCCAUUCAUACAGUCACAGAUAACUAUGCUAAAAAUCAGCAGCAGAAGAAAUACCAGGAAGAGGCCAUCCCAGCAUUAAGAGAUAUUCCUAUUAGCGAAGUAAAUCAGAUGUUCUUUCUGACUGCCAAAGAAUCUUACACCAAAAACUGAAUUGUGUAUACACUACCAUCAAACAUUUAUUACAAGUUUUGGCAUCAUAAUUUUGACCAUAAUUAUCUCUCUUAUUAAUAUCCAGUAUUGAAAUAUUUUGAAAAAUGUAAGUUGAACUUAUCUUAGAUUAAGGUCCAUUAAUAUUGUAAAAGUUCUCAAAUAUUAGUUACUAAGGGACAGAAUAAAUAAAACAUUGAUCAUUACCAUA